AUGGCUUCAAAAUCACCCAUUCUCCCUCAAGAGGGCAAGCGCAACAUUCUUAUCACCAGUGCCCUUCCCUACGUCAACAACAUCCCCCAUCUGGGCAACAUCAUUGGCAGUGUCCUCUCUGCCGACGUGUUUGCUCGCUACUGCAGAGCCCGAGGCCUCAACACCAUCUACAUCUGCGGUUCCGACGAGUACGGUACCGCUACCGAGACCAAGGCUCUCGAGGAAGGUCUCUCGCCCGCCGACCUUUGCGCCAAGUACCACGCCCUUCACAAGGGGGUCUACGACUGGUUCCGAAUCGACUUUGACAUCUUCGGCCGAACGCCAACCGAUCAACAGACGCAAAUUGUGCAACACAUUUUCAAGGAGCUUUGGAAGAACAACUACAUUGAGGAGCGCGAGACUACUCAGCCUUUCUGUUCGCAUCCUAACCAUGGCAAGUUCCUUGCAGACCGUUUCGUCGAGGGAGAAUGUAGCAUCUGCCACGACCUCGGUGCUCGUGGUGAUCAAUGCGAUGCUUGUGGUAGCCUUAUCGACCCCUUCGAGCCUGAGCGCGAGCCCAGCGCUUCAGAGGAUGACCAUGUUGAGGCCAAGGCCACUGGCUUCCUGAUCAACCCCCGCUGCAAGGUUGAUGGCACCACCCCCGAAAAGCGAAGGACCAAGCACCUCUUCCUCCGUCUCGACGCCAUCAAGGACCUUCUCGUCCCCUGGUUCCAUAAGAGCAGCAAGGAGGGAGACUGGAGCGCCAACUGUGUCUCUAUUACUCAAUCAUGGAUCGACAAGGGACUACUUCCCCGUGGUAUCACUCGAGAUCUCAAGUGGGGUGUUCCCAUUCCUCAGGACCUCGAGGGCUUGAGCAACGAGGAAUAUGCCGAGAAGGUGUUUUACGUCUGGUUCGAUGCCUGCAUUGGCUACGUUUCUAUCACCAAGAACUUGGUGGACGGCGAUAAUUUGGAUGGUACAAACUGGGAGAAGUGGUGGAAGAACCCCGAGAAUGUCAAGCUCUAUCAGUUCAUGGGCAAGGACAACGUGCCAUUCCACACCAUCAUCUUCCCUGCCUCUCAGCUUGGAACAGGAGAGAACUGGACCAAGGUCCACAAGAUGUCAACAACCGAAUACCUUAACUACGAGGGUGGAAAGUUCAGCAAGUCCCGUGGUGUUGGCGUGUUUGGUAACACUGCCAAGGAAACUGGCAUUGAUCCCGAUGUCUGGCGAUACUACCUUCUCUCGAGACGUCCCGAAACUGCCGACUCUGAGUUCAAGUGGCAAGAAUUCAUUGACUGCAAUAACAACGACCUUCUCAAGAACCUCGGUAACCUGAACCAGCGAAUCCUCAAGUUCACCCAGGCCAAGUUUGAUGGUGUUGUGCCCGACUACACCAAGUACACAGAUGAGCGCCUGGAAGAGCACAAGAAGGAGGUCAACGAGGCUCUCAAGGUCUUCAUCGACCAAUUCGAUGCCAUCAAGCUUCGUGCUGGACUUGCUUCUGUCAUGCAUAUCUCGUCUCUCGGUAACAAGCUUCUACAAGAUAGCAAGCUGAACAACCAGCUUCUUGCCGACGAGCCUGACCGUUGCGCCGCUGUCAUCGGUCUCGGCAUCAACCACCUGCAGCUCCUUGCUAGCAUCGUCUACCCUUACAUGCCCUCAACUUCGGACGCUAUCCUGGAGCAGAUCGGCAGCCCCGGCCUGGUCUCGAUUCCCGACACAUGGACCGGUGACAUGAUCAAGCCCGGCCAGAAGAUUGGUGAGCCCAAGCUUCUCUUCACACAGAUCCCCGCGUCCAAGCUCGACGAGUGGCGCGAGGCCUUUGGUGGUGAGGAGGUCCGAAGGCAGAAGGCUCUCGAGGCGGAAAAGGCUGCGGCUAGAAAGGCUGCCAAGGAUAAGAAGAAGCAGAAGAAGCUCGCUAUCCGCGAAGCCGAAAAGACUGGCGAGGGAUCGGCUGAGAAGAAGACAACGGAGGAAAAGACUGCCGAGGAGAAGAAGCCAGUCGAGGCUACUGCUGUCGAUCUGCUUCCCGAUAACAAGCCUUCAGAGACAUAG
Molecule: messenger RNA, 2037 nt
Organism: Fusarium sp. VM40
Lineage: Eukaryota; Fungi; Ascomycota; Sordariomycetes; Hypocreales; Nectriaceae
Source: the annotation of a GenBank genome assembly